Molecule: messenger RNA, 1842 nt
Organism: Aspergillus saccharolyticus JOP 1030-1
Lineage: Eukaryota; Fungi; Ascomycota; Eurotiomycetes; Eurotiales; Aspergillaceae
Product: GMC family oxidoreductase
Exons: 6
Coding region: 1-1842 (613 amino acids)
Biological process (GO): secondary metabolite biosynthetic process
Molecular function (GO): flavin adenine dinucleotide binding; oxidoreductase activity, acting on CH-OH group of donors
Source: RefSeq, a predicted model, not a curated record
AUGCUGUCACUCAAGGGCGUGUUUGGGGUCGACGCCAGCUUCGACUAUGUUGUGGUUGGCGCGGGCACGUCAGGGCUCACCGUGGCAGCACGGCUCGCGGAGCAGCAACUCAGCGUGGCACUGAUCGAGGCAGGCGAUUACUACGAGACCAUCUGGCCCCUCGCCAUGAUUCCUGGGGCGGUCAUCAUUGGGCUGGGCUCCAGUCCGCUUGACACGACCCCGAUUGACUGGAACUUCGUCACGGCCCCGAUCCCCGGCGCCAACAACCGCAAGGUCCAUUACGCCCGGCACAAAGCGCUGGGAGGAUGCUCCGUCUGCAACGUCAUGAUCUACCAGAGACCCGACAAUGGCUCACUGCAGCGCUGGGCCGACCUCGUCGACGACCAGAGCUACACUUUCGACCAGCUUCUCCCCUUCUAUCAACGUACGCCCACCUUCCACCCCCCGCAGAACGAGCGUCGACCCCCCAAUGCCUCCGCGCAAUACAAUCCCGCCGCAUACUCGCCCGCCGGCGAACCGCUGCAAGUCUCCUUCCCGAUCGACAGCAUCCCGUUCUCCACCUGGAUGGUGCGCGGGAUGCAAAAGAUCGGCAUUAACCCGACACAAGAUUUCAGCAGCGGGAACUUACUCGGGGCGCAAUGGUGUCCCUUUACGGUGCGUCCGUCUGAUCGCACGCGCAGCAGCUCGGAGGCGGCAUUCGUCGGCUCCAGCGCAGACCGUCUGGCGACGCUGACCCUGUACAAAACCACGAUGGCCAAACGAAUCCUCUUCAACCGCGACAAAAAAGCCACAGGGGUGGUGGUCCGCACUGGACAAUCCCAUUACACUCUGCACGCGAGGCACGAAGUCAUCGUCUCCGCAGGGGCCUUCCAGAGCCCGCAGCUCCUGAUGGUCUCCGGCAUCGGCCCCUCCGCAGCCCUAACCGCGCACAACAUCUCGCAACUCGUCGACCUGCCCGGCGUGGGCCAGAAUAUGUGGGAGCAUCUGCUGUUUGGGCCCUCCUACCGCGUCAAACUCAUCACCGGCACGAAGAUCGCCAACAACUACGCCUUCGCCGCCGAGGAACUCGCCCGGUACUUCAGCCUGCACCGGGGGCUGUUCACCAACCCCGGGGCAGAUUAUCUCGCGUGGGAGAAGAUCCCAGCCCCCCUCCGUCAGCGCUUCUCUGCGGCCACGCAGCAAAUUCUGUCGUGGUUCCCCCCCAGCUGGCCUGAAGCAGAGUACAUCUCCUUCCACCUCUACGUCGGCGACCUCUCCUCCCCCUUCUUCGACCAACCCAAAGACGGCUUCAUGUAUGCCUCGAUGAUCGGCAGUCUCGUGGCCCCCAGCUCACGCGGGAGCAUCACCCUCGCCUCAGCGGACACCGACACUCUACCGAUCGUGCAACCGAACUGGCUCGCCACCGAAUCCGACGCGCAACUCGCCGUUGCCAUCUACCGUCGGAUACGGGAGGCCUGGCACAGCGACGGAAUGGCCCCGAUCGUAAUCGGAGAAGAGUACUUCCCCGGCCCGAGCGUGCAGACCGACGAGGAGAUCCUGGCGGUGAUCCGGCAGACGGUCAUGACGAUCUUCCAUGCGGCGUGCACGUGCAAGAUGGGGACGCGGACUGAUCGGAUGGCGGUGGUGGACCAUCGCGCGAGGGUGUUUGGCACGAGGGGGUUGAGGGUGGUGGAUGCGAGUGCCUUUGCCAUUCUGCCGCCGGGGCAUCCGCAGGCUACUUGUUAUAUGUUGGCGGAGAAGAUUGCGGCGGAUAUUAUACAGGGGCACGGGGAUGGAAGUGGGGAUGAUGAUGGGGAUGAUGAUGGGGAUGGGGAUAAAGGGGGAGAGGAACAGCGUCCUUGA